This is a messenger RNA of Acanthosepion pharaonis, 840 nucleotides long. The record is from the annotation of a GenBank genome assembly. Lineage: Eukaryota; Metazoa; Mollusca; Cephalopoda; Sepiida; Sepiidae.
AUGCCCACGAAGAGCAGAGAGAAGAUAAAAGCCUUUUGCUUUCUUUUUUAUUUCCUUUUUCUCUGUUUUCUCCCCCCCUCUCUCCCCCUCUCUACCUCUCUCUUUCUCUCUCUCUCUCUCUCUCUCUCUCUCUCUCUCUCAUUCAAUAUUUAUUACUAUGUUCUUCUUUUUUCUUCUUAUUGUAGUUUUUUUUAUCUCGUUUCUCCUUCCUUUUUUAUUUCUUUUUCUUUUCUCUUUUGCUAUAUCUAUCUUUUUUCUUCUCUCUGUUUUUCUCACUAUAGUAGUUUUUUUUUUCCUUUGGUAUUUGCCUUAUUUAUUCAUUCUCUUUUUUCUUUUACCCCAUCUUUUCUACUUUCCUUUUUAUUCUUUGAUGAUCUCAUUUUCUUUCGAUUUUUUCAUUCAUAUUUCAAUGUUUUCUUUUUUAAUAUCUUUCUUUACACUUUUUUUAUUCCCUGUUUUCCUACUUUAUUUUGUUUAUUUCUUUUUUUCUUUCUUUAUCUUUCCUUUGUCUAUUCUCUUUCCUUCUACAUUUUCCCUUCUUUUCUUUAUCGAUUCUUACAUUUAUUAAUCUUUUUCUUUCUUUUUCCUUACUUCUUUACUUUUCCUGACAUUUUCCUUUUUCUCAUUUUCUCAUUUCUUCUCUUCCUUCUCGCCUUUCUUUUAAUUUCAUUUCCCUGUUUCUUUUUUUUUCUUUUUCGUAUUAUUCCUUAUAAUUUUCUGGAGCUUUCUUAUUCUUUUUUUUCUAUCUUUUUUGUUAGUUCACAUUCUGAUUUUUUAUUCAUUUUUAUUUCCUUCUGUUUCCUUUCUUUUCUUUUUUUUCAUUCGAUUUCUUUUUUUUAG